GUUAAAAAGUUGGUAUGGGUUAUAUGAUAAAUUUGAAGAUUGUAAAGUGGAAACAAAUAAAAUUGGGAAGUGGAUUGAGUUAGCUGAUGGGUUUUAAUAGUAUUUUUGAUUAAGAAAUUAUUAUACUUUAUAGAGGUAGUUAGAUAACUUCAUGUGGGGAAUAUAAAAAUGGUAAGAAAGUUGGUAGAUGGGAUAUUUUAUAUUUUGAUGAAGUAAUGUAAGUAUAUAUAUUAGAAUUAAUAGUGGAGGAGGAUCUUAUGAAAUCUAUGAUGAUAUUUAAGAUUCAGUAAAAAAUGGGAAGUGGAUUGAUUUAGGUGAUGGUUUGUAAUAAUGGAAAUAAUUGAUUUUUAAUGGUUAUUAUUAAAAUGGUUAGAAAGUUGGCACAUGGGAAAAGAUGAAAACAGAUAAAAAUAAAUUGGAAGAAGGAUUUAUAAAAAUGUAAAUAUUAGAUAUUUUAAACAAAUAUUUAGUAAAGAGUUGAAAUACGAUUGA
Messenger RNA from Paramecium sonneborni, 492 nucleotides. NCBI's taxonomy places the organism in Eukaryota, Ciliophora, Oligohymenophorea, Peniculida, Parameciidae. The record is from the annotation of a GenBank genome assembly.